CAGAUAAUCUAUAUAAACCCAAUACGAUCCCUUCGAUAUCUCUUCCGUCUUCUCUAUCACUCAACCUCAUCCCUCUCAGCUCACUUCCCCAACAUCAUACACAUACUUCAACCUUCAACUUCACGUUGCAAAUCAGUCAAAAUGGUCGUCGAGAAAGGCAACAAGAUCUUCAUCCCCGCUGACCAGCUCACCACUACCGAGGUCAAGGUAGAAUGGUCCAAGAACUGGACCGAUUACUCCGCCCAGUACUACUCGGUCCCUUUCUUCAACAGAGAUCAGGGCAACGAGGAGAGCGUCAUCUUCAUCCAGAAGAGCUACCUUGACUCACUCAAGAACAAGAAGGCUCCUGGAGAUGAUCUCACCGUCAUUGUCGAUGACUCUUUCCAGUAUGGCCAGAACAAGGAGAAGACCAAGCGCUGGUUGGCGUACCAUGACAAGAAGAACGAAGCAUACCAGUGGCGCUUUGUCGAGGGUCUCAAGUCCAAGCUUGGCAAUGCCGCCCUCAAGUUCGCUGGUGGGUUCUUCCCCAGCAUUGAUCUGGGCAUGCUGAAGCUGCUCUUUGGUGACUACCUCCGCAACUUUUAAGUGGUCAAACUUUUGGCGAGUAGAUGCGACGGUCUGGUGCCGGCAAUGGUUCUGGCCUGUGACAAAGAGGGGGUUUUUGCCCGAAGGUUUCCCCCUCUGAGACGUGUGCUAGAUCGGACAAGCGUGCCCGCAGGCUGUGCGGUAUAUAAGCUGUGAGAACAAAUAGUUGAACAAUCUCC
Messenger RNA from Fusarium oxysporum Fo47, 764 nucleotides. RefSeq lists its product as uncharacterized. Lineage: Eukaryota; Fungi; Ascomycota; Sordariomycetes; Hypocreales; Nectriaceae. The transcript has 3 exons. The record is from RefSeq and is a predicted model, not a curated record. Bases 142 to 585 code for a protein of 147 amino acids.